GUAUGGUAUAUUCAGUAUGAACAUGCUGCUGUAUGUUGUGUACACCACAGGACGUCCCAAGCUCCCAGGCAUGUGAACUACGGCAAAAUUCCCACGCAAUUGCCGUGUAGGCUGAAAAAAACUCCGUAAGGCGUCGCGAGAUACGACAAUCUUUCUAAAAAUUUACACUCGUCGUCAGAGAUCGACUGGAUCUGGUCGAGUCUGAUCAUCCGUUUCUUCAAGUGAAGCGAACCUAAGGACAACAUCGUGAGAAAAGAACAUUUGUAAAAUCCAUGGCAACGUUUGGUCUCACCAGCACCAUCAGUAAUACGUCCAACCCACAACUGAACCCGUUUACAAAUGAAUACUUUUCUCCACCACCCGUCAAACUUAUACCACCAUCAUCGGACGGCGACUGUGACGACGAUGCUCCGACGGGCGCCUCUCUUUCUCGCACUUCCGGGUCGCUAUCUCUCCCUUCCAGAUCAUAUCUUGAACCACCUUCACCGAACACGGAAAAAACAGUAAACCCUCCACCGUCACCAUUACGUAGAUCAAAUAGCGGACCCAUACACGGAGCCCAGGAUUUUACAGACUCUCCUGGGAUUCCCCGAAGUGCCAGUGAAGAACCAUGCACAGAGAGACACCUAGCUCCAGCAGCACAUUUACAACAUCACCUUUCAGAGAGUGAUCUACCGGAAGGUGUACAAAGUGGCGUCAACAAAAGAGGACCAUAUGCAAGGCCUAUAUUUAUCUUAUCAUGCCCAGAGAAUAUCGGUAAAGCUAUCUAUCGAGAGAAGCUAAGUCAGCUAACAGGAAACGAUAAGUUUGUACUUCCUGUCAUGCAUACAUCACGGCCGAAAGAAUUCCAUGAAGUAGAUGGCCUUGAAUAUUGGUUUGUAAAUAAACAACAAAUGAAGAAAGAAAUACAAAGAGGCUACUUUUUAUCUUUUGAGAAGAUGGACAUUCAUUUAUACGGCAUUAAAUUAUUGACAGUGCAGACUAUGGCAAAGCAGGGAAAACACUGUGUCCUUUUUGGUACUGAAGUUGAGGGCGCUCUGCGACUGAUGGAGGCCAGAUUAGAUCCAUACAUUAUUUACAUCAAACCUACGUUCUGCCAUUCACUGCAAAAUAUGGUUAAAAGCCUGUCUGUGCGUGAUACACAGAAAUAUUAUGCACAUCUCCUACAGCAAGAAAAGGCUUACAAACAUGUCAUAACAGCUACCAUAUGUGCAGACAUAUGGGACGACGUUUAUACACAGCUUUCAACUAUUAUGAACACUUUCCCUUCUCAUGCUCAGAAUUCCAACUCAGUGCCUGGUAGACCUAUCAUCCUCUGUGGACCACUGUCAUUGAUACGUGGAACCAGUCUAUAUUUUAACAGUAGUUAUCCCGACAAAUUUGAUGAUUGCUGCAGAACCACCACUAAUAUUGACAUAAACUUGGUAUAUGACCCUGGAUGGAGGCUGAAAUUCCAGUCAGUGAAAGACAUGCAAUCAGUUAUUGAGAAAAAAGAGUACAUUGUUGAUGAGAGGCUGAAGUACUUUCAGAAUAACAGCAAAUCAUGUCUUGAUAAAGAGUUUCUUGUUUUGCCAUCAUCUGUUAAGGAGAUUACACAGCAGGGAAAAUAUUGCAUCCUGGAGUCUGAUGAAUUCUGGUCUGUGAAGUUAGCGCUAGUUUAUAAUCUUGAUCCCAUUACUAUUAUGGUAAAACCUUUAACGGUGAAAGCAGCUGGUGAUUGGUCAACUCAUCAAACGUUCCACAGUAAUUCUCGCAAAAAUAACAUCCAUAAUAAUGAGAUGUGGAAAUACUUCACAGCUGUCAUUGAGUGUGAGAAACCAGAAGAAGUCACUCGUAAAGUCUCCUGGAUCCUUAAUGAGUUUAUUCUUCCUAAUUAUUUUGAUGCAAGUGAAGUGGAGAACCCAUACUGUGUGGAAAUGAAUAGAACACCGAGGGCAGUGCCACAGACUGUCUCGCAUACUCCACACCGACAUCCACAUCUUUCAAAUUCAGCCUACUUAGAAGAUGGGCCUUGUGCACGCAGACACUCUACAGUGAGUGUGAAACGAGAGACUGUGGUCUGA
Messenger RNA from Saccoglossus kowalevskii, 2063 nucleotides. RefSeq lists its product as uncharacterized. The record is from RefSeq and is a predicted model, not a curated record. NCBI's taxonomy places the organism in Eukaryota, Metazoa, Hemichordata, Enteropneusta, Harrimaniidae.